Molecule: messenger RNA, 2018 nt
Organism: Megalopta genalis
Lineage: Eukaryota; Metazoa; Arthropoda; Insecta; Hymenoptera; Halictidae
Product: F-box only protein 39
Biological process (GO): positive regulation of protein ubiquitination
Molecular function (GO): protein binding
Source: RefSeq, a predicted model, not a curated record
CUAACCUUUUUUGAAACGAAUUAUCACCGGUGAUGAAAAAUGGAUCGUUUACAAUAACAUCGAUCGAAAAAAGCCUGAUUCUGGGCUCAAGGCUUAUCCCAAAUCUCUGCAGAUUUGGGCAGAUUCUCUUCGUCGAAGAAAUGGUUAAAUAUGGCCGAGAAUUGUAUUUUUUAUUUUUUUUUUUAAUAUUUAUUAUUUUUUUAAAUAUUUAUUUCUUUUUAAAUAUGUUCGCAGAAUUGUACUCUGAAUUGUCUCAAUCUCUGGUCCCUUUCUUUGUCAUUCAUUCAGAGUCGGCUCCGUCUAUUCCGCCACGCAAACCGUAGCUUGUCAAGAUAUUAAGAGCAAUGGUCGAAAGUGAUGUCAUCAUUCUAUCGAACGAUUAAAAAAAGGAAACAGAGGUGUAUCGUGUGCGUUUUAUGGAUAACGGUGCGGCAGUCGACACGUACAUUAGGAAACGCGACUUGAAGCACACUUUAUGGUUCUCGUUCCACGUGAACUCGCAAGCAGUUGAUGGCGAAUGAUUCGAAUGACGAUCGACUCGAUAUCGACGAGGGAAAGCUGUCAAGGAAACCUGAGAACGAGGUUGCAACAGCUACCUCAGCCACGUAGAGAUGAAGACGGGCCAAGCUGAAACUGGGAGAUGUGGGAUCAGCUACCGGAGCUGAUACUGACGCAGAUAUUCAGUCACCUCGGUCGUGAGGAUCGCGCCAACGUUGCACGAACUUGUCAGUCAUGGAACCGUGCACUUUCAUCUCCGGUUCUUUGGCGUUCCGUCACAGUCCUCAUCGAUCGUGAUCUGCGGGGUGACUUCCCAUUGGCGGGAGAACUAGCCGCGAAAUAUGGACAGCACAUGCGCAUUCUAGAGCUCGCUUGGUCGCGACCGUACAUUCUGCCAAGAGAAGCGCGCAUAACUCGUAACAUUCAAGCGGAAGCUGGUACCGAUUUCCUGACGGUCGUUCGUGCCAAGAAUGUCCAACUGAAAAAAUUGAUACUUACGAACUGGAUCUUCAGUUGUAAAUGGGGGAACAGAGGGAAGCUCCUUUAUGCACUUGCAAACUUUUUAGGCUGCCAGCACAACUUGGAAACGUUGAGCUUGCUAAAUGCGAACCUUGGCGUGAGCGACGUACUCCGGCUUCUAGCGAGCGCUACCAGGGGUUCGAGCGAGCAUCUGACAUAUCUAGAUCUUCGCGGCGCAUUCCGAGAAUGGCAAGCACCUCAUAGCAAUUCCAGAUAUUUGCGGCUGCUCGGACGGUUUCGCGCGUUAACCGUUCUUAGGCUCGAUUAUCCAGCGCUGUCGGAUCAAACGCUAAACGCUCUAGCAAACGCGGCGCCGAGACUGCUGAGAAUUCUGCACAUAUCUGUACGGGAUUCCGACUCCAGGCAUCACACGAUCACGGACACAGCUUGGCACAAUUUGGCCGUCGUCUGCCCCGACCUAACAGUCUCCUACACUAUAGAUAUGUGCUAUUUGCUGCUACCCAGUGUGCCAUUGGCUAGGUUUCAAAUGUUCAGCGGCCACGUGUGGGAUCAGAGCAGAUCACGUAACUUCCGAAGCACUGUUGGACUGCUUAUCGCUCAUUACACCAACACGUUAGCGGAAGUAAUGUUACAAUUGAGAAAUAAUCGAGAAAUGCUGGAUGACCUAUUGAUCUGUAUGCUGGUACACUGUAAGCGCUUAACGAGAUUGCAAUAUGACGGUAUACUGAGGAGUCUCGACACUUUACAGGACAUCUGUCAACUCCAAGCUGAAAGCAAGACCCGUUUUCGUACAAUUCACGUGAAGCCCCGCAACGUUAACGCCCGGAAUCGCGUCAUCUUGAACGACAUCAACUACCAGUACGACCACAAGAUGGUGGAACAGGGUGUGGAUUUUCGUAUUGAAGAUCCUGCCUCGGUUCUAGUGUUCUAUUAACGUGUUUUUCGAUCCUUGUGGCUGUCAACGACCGGUAUCUGUUCCGCUGACAUCUCAUGCUAUUACAGCCAGAAAAUAAAAAACUAAUAUCUGCCCAUGUUGGUAA